Molecule: messenger RNA, 1339 nt
Organism: Helianthus annuus (common sunflower)
Lineage: Eukaryota; Viridiplantae; Streptophyta; Magnoliopsida; Asterales; Asteraceae
Product: lon protease 2-like
Exons: 1
Coding region: 316-1179 (287 amino acids)
Source: RefSeq, a predicted model, not a curated record
AACCUCAAAAAAUUACCAUAACAUAAGCCAAUAUUAUGAGAACAAUUAUUGCUGGCUCGUUUCUAGUAGAAACCAUAAAGGAAUUCCACGUGUGAAAUUAAUAACCACUUAACAAAAUACAAAAAAUCGGAAACAAAAACUCUUAUCCACAUCAUAUGGUCUCUCCCAUUCCACCAGCACCCUUUCCUUUCUCUCUCUAAAAUCUUCUAGAGAGAGAAACUCCAUCUCCACCUCACCUCACCUCCUCCUCCCCUUCUUCUCCCCCCAAAUGCCACACUCUAUACACCUUCAUAUUCACACACUAAUAAUAUAACAAUGGCUUUCUCUCAACUCCUCCCUUCCCCUUCUUCCCCUUACCUCACCCACCACAAAAACCCCACCUUAAACCUCUCAUUUUCACCGUCUAAUUUCACUUCAACCCCCCUCCCCCACCCAAACUCCCACCACCGUCGUCAUCACCGUCACCGGAAACUAACCUCCACCGCCACCGUCCACUGCCAAUCGGAAAAACACGAAACCAACAUUCCCCCUCAAAACGACGUCGUGGAGCUCCCACUAUUCCCCCUCCCACUCGUCCUCUUCCCGGGUGCAAUCCUCCCUUUACAAAUCUUCGAAUACCGCUACCGAAUCAUGAUGCACACUCUCCUCCAAACCGACCUCCGAUUCGGCGUUAUUUACACCGAUGCCACCACCGGAACCGCUGACGUAGGCUGCGUGGGCGAAGUCGUAAAACACGAGCGCCUCGUAGACGACCGGUUUUUCAUAAUCUGCAAAGGUCAAGAGCGGUUUAGGGUUACGAGAAUCGUACGGACGAAGCCCUAUCUGGUGGCGGAGGUGGUGUGGUUAGAGGACCGGCCGUCGGGGAACGGUGAGGAGGAUUUGGAAGGGCUGGCGAGUGAAGUGGAGAGUCAUAUGAAGGAUGUUAUUCGGUUAUCGAACCGGUUGAAUGGGAAACCGGAGAAGGAGGCUGGGGAUUUGAGGAGGAAUUUGUUUCCAACGCCGUUCUCGUUCUUCGUUGGGAGUACGUUCGAAGGGGCGCCUCGCGAGCAGCAGGCGUUACUGGAGUUGGAGGAUACUAUGGUGAGGUUGAAGAGGGAGAAGGAGACUUUGAGGAAUACUUUGAAUUAUUUGUCUGCUGCUUCUGCAGUUAAAGAUGUGUUUCCUUCAUCAAGUUCUUGAUAUUGAAUGAUAAAGUUUAUGGUUUUUAUAGUUAAACAAUUAGUAGUUCUUAUUUGUUGUUUUCAGUUUUGGACCUUUGGUUUUGUGGACUUCUUAUAGCUCCUUUAUUUGUAAAGUUUCUGAUACUUGGUAGUGAAAUUAUCUACAAUCAUUUCACGUU